Messenger RNA from Stegodyphus dumicola, 4640 nucleotides. RefSeq lists its product as uncharacterized. The record is from RefSeq and is a predicted model, not a curated record. NCBI's taxonomy places the organism in Eukaryota, Metazoa, Arthropoda, Arachnida, Araneae, Eresidae.
AUGUCUUGGCUUUUAGAACAAGGCCUAACUCCAGAAGUUAUACCAAAUGGAUCUUUGCUAAUGAGUAUCUAUCAUAAGACCCUCAAUAUCAGAGUGAUUGACUCUCUGAAUUUUUUACCGAUGGCGUUAGCCAAACUUCCACAAUGCUUUGGUCUCACCGAGUUAAAAAAAGGGUUCUUUCCGCACUUAUUUAAUACGCGAGAGAAUCAAACAUAUGUUGGACCUCUUCCAAAAGUCGAUUAUUACAGGCCAGAUACUAUGAUGCCAUCUGUGCGAAAAGCAUUUUUAUCUUGGUAUGAAGAACACAAAGAUGAUGAAUUUGAUUUUCAAGCUGAAAUUUUGGCAUAUUGCAGAUCCGAUGUGGAUAUUUUGCGUCGAUGCUGUUUGGCAUUUCGAAGUCAGUUUCUGAAUGUUUCCAAUGUUGAUCCAUUUCGGUAUGUAACAAUAGCUUCCGCAUGCAUGGCCGUUUACAGAAACAUGCACAUAAAACCAGAGACCAUAUCCAUGGUCCCCGUUUAUGGAUAUACGAAUAAAACCAAUUACAGUGUUGACGGUAUUAGAUGGUUGGACUAUGUGGCUUAUACAGAAAAUAUAAAAAUCCAACAUGCUCUCAAUGGAUACGGUGAAUGUAAAAUAGGUGGAGUUUCCGUAGAUGGGUUUUGUGAAGAAAAGAAGACAAUUUAUCAGUUUCAUAAAUGUGGGAGCACCAGUUUAUCAAAGAAAAAAAAAACAAGUGACACUCUCAAGACCUUUCUUGAAACCCACGGGCUCCAGGAUCGCCUAAAUCCUAGGGACGCGUUCUUCGGUGGGAGAACAAAUGCAGUGAAGCUAUAUUACGAAGGCAGUGCCAAAUAUGUGGAUUUCACUUCGUUGUAUCCUUGGGUCAACAAAUACUGUGUUUAUCCAGUUGGUCAUCCGAAGAUCAUUACAGAAAACUUUGAAGACAUUGAAAAAUACUUCGGAAUCGUAAAAUGUAGAAUUAUCCCACCAAGGGAACUAUAUCUACCAGUCCUUCCUCACAGAUGUAAUGGGAAACUAUUGUUUCCAUUAUGUCGAAGCUGCGCUGAAAACCUCCAACAAAGUACAUGCCGUCACACGCCGGAGGAACGGGCCCUAAUAGGCACAUGGGUUGCGGAGGAAGUCAAACUUGCGAUCCGGAAAGGAUAUCAAGUAACCAAUGUUUACGAGGUAUAUCAUUUUGAAGAGACUUCAACUUCGUUAUUCAAAUCUUAUAUUGAUCUAUUUUUGAAGAUAAAACAGGAGAGCAGCGGAUGGCCUGCAGAAUGUCGGUCAGAAGAGCAAAAGGAGAGCUACAUUAAGGAAUAUUUACAAAAAGAGGGUAUUCGUCUAGAUUCCUUAGAAAUUGCAAAAAAUCCCGGUAGGCGACAAGUUGCCAAAUUAGCAUUGAAUAGUUUCUGGGGGCGUUGGGGGAUGAAUAUAAACAAAGUGCAAUUAACAUUUGUGAAUUCUGUGCCACAGUUCAAUAAGAUUCUGCAUGACUCUACCAAGAAUGUUAAAGAUGUUUGUUUUCCUAAUGAAGAAGUGGCAGCCAUAUGGUGGGAAAAAACUGACAAAUUUGUAUCUCAAGACACAACUACAAAUGUGUUCUUAGCGGCAUUUACCACUGCUUGGGCUCGACUAAAAUUAUACUCCGAAAUGGAGAAAUUAGAUCGCGCAGUAUUAUAUCACGACACUGAUAGUAUAAUUUACGCCCAAGACGGUAAUAACGACCCACCCAUUGGAAAUUUUUUGGGUGAAUUCACGGAUGAAUUAGAUGGGGAUACAAUUACUAAAUUUGUAUCUGGUGGUCCGAAAAAUUAUGCGUUUGAAACCGAAGCUGGUAAAACUUGUUGCAAAGUGCGUGGAUUCACCUUAAAUUUUCGGAAUUCUCAGCUACUUAAUUUUGAAUCGGUGAAGAGUCUGGUAUGUAGCUUGGAUCCUAGUAUAACCACCAUCGAAAUUGAAAACCCGAUGAAAAUAUGCCGUGAGGCGAAGAGAAGAAAAGUCGUCAAUAAGGUUGAGAAAAAGUUAUACAGAGUGGUUUACGACAAAAGAGUAAUACAAUCGGACUUGACCACCCUUCCCUACGGUUAUUAGAAAAGCUUCGUAAGUUUUAUUUUAUUCAUUUUAUAUUGGUAAAAUUUAAAAUGUAUGACAUUAUUGCAUGUAUUAAUUUGUUCAACACUUGAUUUUUAGGGUUCUUUGUCGAUUACAAAAUGUCUUGCCCUGAAGAAAAAGAAAAGAAAAAAAAAAAAAAAAAGAAAAAAAGGCCCUAUUCAGGGCCACCAAAUAAUAAAAAAAGGUCCUUUUCAGGGCCACCAAAUAAUAAAAAAAGGUCCUUUUCAGGGCCACCAAAUAAUAAAAAAAAAGGUCCUUUUCAGGGCCACCAAAUAAUCAUUAAAAAAAUUACACGCUUUUAUAAGAAGUUGACAUCCAAUGAAGGAAAAGAAAAAAAAUUAAUGUUUCCCGACCCCUUCAUCUUGUAUAUAAAGAAAGGUAAGUCUCACUUUAUUUUUAUUUGUAAUAAUGGAACUACCGAGAUUGGUUCACCCUUCAACCUGUCUGGUCAGUGGCCCUACGGGUUCGGGCAAGUCGGUUUUCGUUAAAAAACUAAUAGAUCAUAGCAUGUUUUCGCCCAUGCCUGAAAAAAUUAUUUAUUGCUACGGAGCAUUUCAGCCCCUAUUCAAUACUAUAAAAGGUGUCGUUUUCGAAGAAGGCCUACCUUCUUACUUGAAUACUAUUGAAAAUGCCCUUGUUAUAGUAGAUGAUUUAAUGUCCGAGCUAGGUAAUGAUACGCGUUUGAGCAACUUAUUUACAAAGGGCAGUCAUCAUCGAAAUAUUUCCAUCAUUUUUAUUGUUCAGAAUUUAUUUCACCAGGGAAGGGAAAUGCGCAAUAUAAACUUAAAUUCCCAUUAUUUAGUGCUCUUCAAGAAUCCAAGGGACAAAAGUCAGGUGAUUCAUUUAGCCAGACAGAUGUUUCCAGGUAAAAACAAAUCCUUUCAGGAAAUUUUUCACGACGCCACAAGCCCCUCCUUUGGAUAUCUGCUUUUGGAUUUUCAUCCUAUGACAGGCGAACGCUUGCGCAUGCGCACGGGUAUUUUUCCGGGAGAUAAACACUAUGUAUACGAACCGCGUUAAUCAGUUCUUAUCUUGUCUGCAAGAAGGAAACAUGUCUGCAGUCGUCAUCGAUUUUCAGGGCUUUCAAUUGUCACCCCAUUCCUUCGUAGUGAAGGAAUUAGCCUUUUACGAUGUGCAGCAUGGUUAUCACGGUCGGUGGUCCUUUCAGCCUCCGCAAUCUUGGGAAAUCCUAUCGCCCCGUAAACAGAAGACCUACGCGUGGGUUAUCCGCAAUGUCCAUAACAUGCCCUGGGAAAGUGGCAAAUUGCCCUAUACAGCACUUAGGAGCGUUCUCAUGUCCCUGUUUGCCUCGUAUGAUGAAAUCUACGUCAAAGGAUUAGAGAAAGCCAAAUUUUUGAAAAAGCUUUCCGGAUUAAAUAUUUUGAACUUAAAUGAUCUGGAUUGUCCUAAAAUCGACAAAUUGCAGAUACCUACCGUGAAUUGUCCCUUUCACGCGCCGCAGUUUCAUUACUGCGCUCUACACAGAGCCGCAGCUUUUGCUAAUUUGUAUCCAGUAUAAAUAGCUCCACGUUUUAAAUCCAAGUAUCAUUAUUUGUUCGAUAUGUCGUCGCAUACACACCUCCCAUUAGAGCAGCUCAAACUUUUGCAAAAGUCUAAAGUCAAAAGACAAUUGCUGCAAAAGUGUCCUAAUAGUGUCAUCAAAGCUGUAUGCGAAUGUGCCCUCAAUGUUUUAAAAGGAAAUGUACCCAUCUCAAAACGUCAGAAGAGCAGAUUAGCUCCUUACAAAAGGACGUUACGUCGACUGGGAGAUAAAAGAGUUCCUCUGUUUAAGAAGAGAAAACUCCUCGUUCAAAAAGGUGACGGUUUCUUGUCACUCCUCUUACCUGCAGCCGUGUCUCUACUAGGAUCCCUUUUCCAUGGAUCACGCUAAGAAAUUUAUCCUAAUGCCAUUGGAUCGAGCACAAAUUUUUCAGAGGAUCAUGUAUCGGAAUUGGAUCGAGAAAUGAAGGCUAUCCUGUCCAAGAAAAUUCCAGACUCUGAAAAGGCAACACAAUACCUACAAAUUCUUCAAAAAUUUGUAAAGUUCCCGGAGAUGAAUCAAGUACAACCCGUUACCGAAGAGUCAAAAAUUAUCGACAAACAACCUCCUGAUAUUUCUGAAGCUAUUAUGGAAUCGGCUCCUGUCAAGCAUAAGAAAGUGGCCGAAAACAUUUUAUUAUUUUUAAAAAGUCGUCCAGAUGUUUUUUCAUGGACGCCUGCUAAAGAACUGGUUUUGCACGGCAAUGUUCUGCCCCAUACAAACAUUGAAGUCCUCAUUUCACAUCUGAUACGUAAUAAGAAAAUGAAGCCACCAGGAUUUGAGCAGUUUCAAUCGACGCUUAAAGAAACCAACUUUCCUGAAACUUUUGUAAAAAAUCCCAAUUUACACGAGAAACGGCAAAUGUAUGCUUUACCUGUAAGAAAAAAACCAAGACUUAUGUAUGGAAAAGGUUCCACAAAGUGGAUUCAUCUUUAAUUGUAAAUUUUUUUUUAAUAUAGCUUUUUUCAAUAAAUAGUGAAUU